Mauremys reevesii (Reeves's turtle) is the source of this 2330-nucleotide messenger RNA. RefSeq names its product vitamin K epoxide reductase complex subunit 1-like protein 1. NCBI's taxonomy places the organism in Eukaryota, Metazoa, Chordata, Testudines, Geoemydidae. The transcript is spliced from 3 exons. The coding region runs from base 92 to 598 and encodes 168 amino acids. Gene Ontology annotation, molecular function: vitamin-K-epoxide reductase (warfarin-sensitive) activity. The record is from RefSeq and is a predicted model, not a curated record. Gene Ontology annotation, biological process: vitamin K metabolic process; peptidyl-glutamic acid carboxylation.
GGACAGCCAAUGGGCUCGCGUCGAUUGCAGAUUGGCAGGCGCGCGGGCCAGUGGGGGCGAGCCCGUGCCCGGCGCGCGGUGGCAGCGAGCGAUGGAGGCCCCGGGCUGGGAGCGGGCGCUGCGGCUCGUGCUCUGCGCGCUGGGGCUGGCGCUCUCCGUGUACGCGCUGCACGUGGAGACCUCGCGGGAGCGGGACCCCGGCUACCGGGCCAUGUGCGACCUGAGCCCCUCCGUCAGCUGCUCCAAGGUCUUCACCUCCAGGUGGGGCCGUGGCUUUGGCUUGGUGGAAGAUCUCUUGGGGAAACACAGCGUCUUUAAUCAGCCCAACAGCUUAUUUGGCAUCGUCUUUUACAUCCUGCAGACACUGCUGGGCUUCUCUCCCAGCACCCUGGCGGCCGUCACCCUGCUGGGCACCUCCAUGGUCUCCAUCGCCGGCUCGCUCUACCUGGCCUACAUCCUCUUCUUCGUGCUCCACGACUUCUGCCUGGUGUGCGUCACCACCUACCUGCUCAACGGCGCCCUCCUUCUCCUCAACUACAAGCGGCUGGUCUGCCUGAGCGGGAGCGGGCAGCGCCGAGCCAAGCCCAAGGGGCAGUGAGCGUGGCUGGGGGAGCCCCGGCCCAGCCCCCUCCUGGAACUCCAGUGGUGAUAACGAACCCUGUUUGUAUAGCAGCCGGGGGCCCAUCUAGCCUGGUAUCCUGCCCCCUCCCUGCCAAACCAGAUCCGACCCUGGGUCCAUCACCCUUUACGCACAAACUGAGGCCAUUUCUGGCUUAACCAAAAUGCUGGUAUAAGGUGGGUUGAAAUGGUUACAUGGCACACGACUGUAUGAGACACACUCACAGGAGUUCAGGUUUCAUCACCUCCAAUAGGGGGCAGAGCUGCUCUCACGCCACCUCGAUUCUUUCCAGCAGGGACCAGUUGCGUGUGUGAGGGAGAGUGAGAGACAUAUGACCCUACUGACAUCAGUGGAGGCGGGGCUGGAUUCUGAUCUUGAUAAACCCAGUGUGAAUGGAGUAAACAAGAACACAGUCCAGCCCUACGUAUCCCCCGGCUUGUACAUCCCCUGCUGCAAGGACAGUAGUACUUUAGCUAACUGACCAGCAGGUGGCACUGUGCACCAUAUCAAUAGGCCCAUGCAGAGACCGGCUGGAGCUGUCUGUUUGCAGCUGAUUGUGUACAAAAGUGCAUUUUUGUGGCUGAAAUAAAGUCACUCUCAGCAACAGGCAGCCGGGUGCGUUUGGUGUCUCGUUAUUUAACCCUUUGGAAACUUGGGAGCCAGGCGAUGCAUAGAUAGUGGUCAGGCUCAGAUCCAUGGACUGAGUAAAUCUGGUGUCUUGCUCCCAUCUCUGCUCGACAAUGGAUGGUUCAUAGGAAGAUGCAACCCCUCUAUGAUGCCUUGCUGAGGCGAGCCAGGAGCUCCCAGGGGGCUUCUUUCACUGCAGACCGAUCGUAGCAUCCAUGUUCAGUGUGCGUUUCACCUAAAUGCCGUCUCUGAGCUCUGCUUUUCUGCAGCGGCGAGUUCCACAGGUCAGCUCUGCUUGCCGCAGAGAUGCAUAGAGUUCAGAUUUCCCUGUGUGUUAAUUUCACUGCCUGGGCAAUUGGGCCAGCGUGACCUUAAAUCUUCUGUUGCUGGCCGUAAUCCUAAAUUGCGUGUCAGUGGGAGGGACUCUGAAGGUCUAAUCUGCCCUUCCCUUGAGUCUUUCCACCUACCAUCUCAAAGCAAUUUGCAAAUUCAAGUUAGUUAAUCUUCAGUGCCCCCGGUGAGAUGCCAUUAUGGUUGUUUAACACAUCAGGAAACAGAUACAGAAAAGGGAAGGGAUGUGCCCAAGGUUGCACAGCAGGUCAGUGGAAGAGGUGGGUGCAACUUGCUGUUAAGCCCUUCGGCAGAGGCAACGUGUCAGGGGUGGGAUCAUGUGCCCCCCCCCAUUUCUUCCAGGAUUUAUAUUUUUUGCAGGGAGUGGGUUCAAGAUGUGUGUGCAGUAGUUUAUUUCCAAACUUUCAAACCUUAACAUAACCAACGGGUGUCUUUGACCCUUCACCUUAAUUGUUCUCCCAUGAUUUUCACUUUUUCAAAAGUCAGCGUGGCAUUUGCAAAUAUGUUCAUUAGGCCUUGGGAUUUUAUUUGGCUUUUUACUUAUUUUUCUGAAAAGCGGUUCAAGGACAGUCUAUGUUUAAACUAAGUUAAUUAAAUAGUGUACCUGUUAUUAGCUUUGUACAAUGGUGAAAAGACAACUAAGUUUGGACUUUUUCUACACUAAGAAGGCUAAAUUGCCCUGUGAUUAAUAAGCUCCAAUAUUAAUAUUAAAACUGUUUCACCAAUGUCUAAA